CACACACACACACACAGCAGCAGAGUCUCCUCGCUGUCUUUAGAGAACUCGGACGUGCCGAAUAACAGCCCACGGAUUUCCUUUUUUAUACACACACACACAAACAUAUAUAUAUAUAUAUAGCGAGCGGAAGUGCUUCACACAGCUGAGCUUCACCCCUGAUUGAGGAUCUCUCCCACACGUUCGCCCUCAUCGCUGACAGAAUGUCCAGUGAGGUCCAGCCGAGGCCAGAUGACAGUCCCAAUACGAGCGGAGGCAGUUCUGAUGCCGAACAGAGAGACGUAGCACCGUCGGUGCAGCCUGAGGAAAGGGAGAGGGAGAGAGAGAGAGAACAGGCUCCGCCAAAGAAAAAGGAGGCCAAGUUCUCCAGCAAGACUCCAGCUAAACUCUCUACCAGUGCCAAGAGGAUUCAGAAGGAGCUAGCAGAGAUCACUCUUGAUCCUCCUCCAAACUGCAGCGCCGGCCCGAAAGGAGACAACAUCUACGAGUGGAGGUCCACCAUCCUGGGUCCUCCAGGCUCCGUGUACGAGGGAGGAGUCUUCUUCCUCGACAUCGCCUUCACGCCAGACUACCCCUUCAAGCCGCCCAAGGUGACGUUUCGUACCAGAAUCUACCACUGCAACAUUAACAGUCAGGGAGUGAUCUGCCUGGACAUUCUGAAGGACAACUGGAGCCCAGCGCUUACCAUCUCCAAGGUCCUGCUGUCCAUCUGCUCUCUCCUCACAGACUGCAACCCUGCCGACCCUCUGGUGGGAAGCAUCGCCACACAGUACCUGACCAACAGAGCAGAGCACGACAGGAUAGCCAAACAGUGGACCAAGCGCUACGCCACAUAGACCUUCCCAUGAUACUUCAAAGCUCCAUACCUUCCCCUGUCCCACCCUUAUCCCACAACGAACUGUCCUUCGUUUCUUGUUGACUUGAACGCUUUUUUUAUACAGUGUAUGCAUACUAAGAGCAAGCUGAUCAGGAUUGUACUUUUUUCCAAUACACUGAAUGUUGGCAUGGUCAUCAAAAGCUUUAUUAUUUGUAAUGGUAUAUUGCUAUUAUGACCGUUCUGCUAUUGUUUUGCAUUAUUGAGAAGUGCACUGCCUAAAUGACUGGAGCGCAUUUCAUAUCCAGCGUUUUUCCUUGGGCUCGGCAGUGCGUCCAUCAUCACCGAGCGAGUGGAAGAUGUUCAAGACGAAGUGAUCACUGAAACCUUUUUUUUUUUUUUUUUUCUUUCAUGAAGCGGACAUUCUUUCCCCCAUAAACGAUUGUUUUAACUCGGCUCCCCUGUCUGUUAAGUUGUAUAUGUGGAACACUAUGGCACUGGCCUGUUUAUCUCAAAAUACGUCGUAAAGGUUCAGCAGCCUGCAGCUUGCCCCGCGCAGCCAAUGGCAGUUUGUUGUAAAAUGCACAUAGUGAGAGAAAAUUCGACUGAUACUCUGUAAGUAACUGAGUGAAUAAAUGAUGUGUUGAGCUGAAA
This is a messenger RNA of Ictalurus furcatus (blue catfish), 1468 nucleotides long. Its product is annotated as ubiquitin-conjugating enzyme E2 E2-like. Lineage: Eukaryota; Metazoa; Chordata; Actinopteri; Siluriformes; Ictaluridae. Gene Ontology annotation, biological process: protein polyubiquitination. The record is from RefSeq and is a predicted model, not a curated record. The coding region runs from base 204 to 836 and encodes 210 amino acids. The transcript has 6 exons. Gene Ontology annotation, cellular component: nucleus. Gene Ontology annotation, molecular function: ubiquitin conjugating enzyme activity.